CGCCACCCUCCACGCCUCGCCCGCAGGAUGCACCUUGCUGACUUUGCUCUCCCAGUGUCCAAAACACGUCGUCGCCCCUCGCGCACCACAAAAUGUACACAAACCAAUUGAGCCACUCGCCAUCGUCCUCCUCGUCCUCUGUCGACGAAGCCGAGAACACCGCCGACGAAGAAGACUCCGAAGACUACUGCAAGGGCGGCUACCACCCAGUGCAGGUCGGGGAGGACUACAAAGACGGCAAGUACACGGUGGUGCGCAAGCUGGGGUGGGGCCACUUCUCAACCGUCUGGCUCUCGAGAGACAACACCACCGGCAAGCACGUCGCGCUCAAGGUCGUCCGCUCCGCCGCGCAUUACACCGAAACCGCCCUCGACGAGAUCAAGCUGCUGAAAAAGGUCGUCGAUGCGAACAAGGAGCACCCCGGCCGCAAACAUGUCGUCAGUCUGCUCGACUCGUUCAACCACAAGGGCCCCAACGGCGUCCAUGUGUGCAUGGUGUUUGAGGUGCUGGGAGAGAAUCUGCUUGGUUUAAUAAAGCGCUGGAAUCAUCGCGGUAUACCCAUGCCGCUGGUCAAGCAGAUCACGAAACAAGUUCUGCUCGGCCUCGACUACCUCCACCGGGAAUGCGGCAUCAUCCACACCGACCUGAAGCCCGAAAAUGUCCUCAUCGAGAUCGGCGACGUUGAGCAGAUUGUCAAAACGUACGUCAAGGACGACCCGAAGAAGGAUAACGAACGGAGCAACCCAAACGGCCGGCGGAGACGGAGAACGCUUAUCACAGGAAGCCAGCCGCUCCCCAGUCCGCUCAACGCCAGCUUCAACCACUCCGAUCUCGCCACUUUUCCCGGUAGCACCCAGAGCCUCAACAAGAUCGUAAGCGAGAAUACAGGUAAAGAAUCCCCCGUCACUGGCUUGAGCCCACCUGCGCAAGACGGUGUUGUAAUGAGUGGUGCGCUAGGCACUUCGUCACCGUCUGCCGGCCUGUCUAUGGCAGAACGACUUGGCAUCAAGCAACCCACGACCAGCGACGAUGACGUUCAGAAGCAGCGAGAAAAGACUGCUGACCUCUUAACCAAAGAAGUUUCCGGUAUCAGCCUCGAUAAAUCCAGCACCACCUCCUCCUCGAAAACAGAAACCUCCGGCGAGAAGAUGGUGGAAGACCUCGCCUUCGAAACGAUCUCAGUCAAGAUCGCGGAUCUUGGUAACGCAUGCUGGGUCGGCCACCACUUCACCAAUGACAUCCAGACCAGACAGUACAGGUCUCCUGAAGUUAUUCUAGGCAGCAAGUGGGGAGCAAGUACCGAUGUCUGGAGUAUGGCCGCAAUGGUCUUCGAAUUAAUAACAGGAGACUACCUCUUCGACCCGCAAUCCGGCACCAAGUACGGCAAAGACGACGACCACAUCGCGCAAAUCAUCGAGCUCCUUGGCGCCUUCCCCAAGUCCCUCUGCAUGUCCGGAAAAUGGUCGCAAGAAAUCUUCAACCGCAAAGGCGAGCUGCGGAACAUUCACCGGUUACGCCAUUGGGCGCUGCCCGACGUCCUCCACGAGAAGUAUCAUUUCAGCGUGGAGGAUAGCAAGCGGAUUAGCGGCUUUUUGCUACCCAUGUUGGAACUGCUGCCCGUGGAUCGCGCGAACGCGGGAGGCAUGGCCGGACACGACUUCUUGAAGGAAACGAAAGGCAUGGAGAACGUGAAUUUGGGUUUUCCGGUGGGGAGCAAGGGAGAGGGGAUUGAGGGAUGGGCGAGCGAGGUCAAGAAGACGCGAUAAUAGCUAUGGAGCUCGCACCGCGCGAUGAGAAACGACGGCAUGGCUUAUAUUUCAAGGGGGAAGAGGGAUGGAUGGCGUGAAGGAACGUAAAGGUAAAGCAUAGCAGGGAAUUGGGGUUUGGGGCUUCUGGCGUCGGACUACCACCACGACACACGGCAACUUAUCUAU
Trematosphaeria pertusa is the source of this 1934-nucleotide messenger RNA. RefSeq names its product serine protein kinase-like protein Sky1. The record is from RefSeq and is a predicted model, not a curated record. Bases 93 to 1766 code for a protein of 557 amino acids. Gene Ontology annotation, biological process: spliceosomal complex assembly; regulation of mRNA processing; protein phosphorylation. Lineage: Eukaryota; Fungi; Ascomycota; Dothideomycetes; Pleosporales; Trematosphaeriaceae. The transcript has 3 exons. Gene Ontology annotation, molecular function: protein kinase activity; ATP binding.